UUUCUUACGGUUUUCUAUUAGUUGAUUGAUUGCCUAACAACAAGCGAGCAAGCAACCUCAAUAAAACAAAUCAAUUUGGAUGAUGAAACUUUUCUAUUUUUUUAAUUGAAAAUCCUCCCCUAAAAAUAAGUUUGUGUAUCAUUACGUGCCUUUGUGUUCUAAAUUUUGAAAUCGUCAACGACAGCAAAAAAUAAUUGUUUGAUUGGAAUUUUUCAAUCAUCAACCGAGUAUCAGAUUGAUUUAUUUUACUGGAAAAUUUAUUUUCUGAAAUUCGACAACGUAAUCCGAUCCGAUCCAUUUAUCGCUUGCAUCCAUCCAGAAAUCAGAACAGAAAAAAUGGCCAUAGAAGAUACCUUUGGUUAUCGUUUCGUGCGAAUGUCAUUAGUAUUAUUGAAUUGUUUAGUAUUGAUCAAAUUGAUAACGUUAUUAUUACAAUUUUCACAUGUAUUCGAACCGACAUUUGUGCUGUUUAUUUUGUUGAUCGGAUCAAAUUUCAUGGCAGCAAUUGUUGGCGCUAUUCGCGAACAUCGAAUUCUUGUUCUUGUUACUGGAAGCCUAACAUUGAUAAUGUUCCUAUCAUUAUUAUUUACAAAUAAAGAAAAUAAAAAUCUUAAUGUAUCAUUAUUCACCCUGUUGGCCAUUGCUGCACAAUCAUUAAUAUUUUCCGAAAUGUUAAAAGAACGACAAAUAUUUGUUCAAAGACAAAAUCUUGAUUUAUGGAGUGCAGCAUCGAAUUCGGUCAAUUCACAACAACGGCGACAUUCAUCUGGAACAACCAAUGGCAAUGGUGGCCCAUUAACAGCUGUUGUCGUAUAUCAACCAUCGGGCGCUAAUCGCAGCCAUCAUCAAACAGGUGGAAUAUUUAUGGUCGAUCCAAUAUUGGCAGCAGAAUUACCAAAAGAUCCACCGCCAUCAUAUUUUGCUGCAAGUUGUCCACCACCACCUAAAUAUGAGGAUGCUAUUAAAUUGAAUUCAAAUAUUGUUCAGCAACCACCACCAUCAUCAAUAGAUCAAUCGAGCGACAACAAUAAUAAUGCUGCGAUACUUCCUACAAGUUCAUCGGCUACAACAUCCUUAUCAUUAUCUGCUGCCGAAAGUCCAGAUGAUAAUAAUAAUGAUUUAAAUUCAACGAACAAAACUAAUACAAAUCAUAAUACAAAUCAUAAUACAAAUAAUAAUGGUAAUAAUAAUCAUAUCAGCAGAACAACCGAAACAAUAUCAGCAGCUGUAGCUGCUGCGGCUGCCAUAGCUCAACAACAAAAUGAUAAUAAUCCUGAACAACAACAACAAAAAGAAAACUGAACUUUGUAUUGAUCAUCACCACCACCACAAUUGACCCCUUUCAAUAUUAUUCUCAUUCAGAAUUUGCUUAAUGGUU
Molecule: messenger RNA, 1378 nt
Organism: Dermatophagoides pteronyssinus (European house dust mite)
Lineage: Eukaryota; Metazoa; Arthropoda; Arachnida; Sarcoptiformes; Pyroglyphidae
Source: RefSeq, a predicted model, not a curated record